AUGUCUGUCACUAGAUCAUCGAAAGUGACGACAAAACCGUCUUCUUUAGCCGAAUCUGCAAAGUCGAAGGACCAAUCGAAUGAAAUCCAAACAGCGAUGCAAGUCGAAAUAUCAAAAUUUUUGAAAUCUGAUGAGUUUAAGAUUCUCUUAAAGGAAUCCAUUAGGGGAGUUAUAUCGGACAUGGUUCAAUGCGCAAUGAAGCCUCUUCAGGAUAAGAUUGUUGAAUUAGAGGCUAAAGUCGAAAAACGUCAGGAGAAGACUAACGACAACGAACAGUAUUCGAGGAGAUAUAGUAUCCGCAUUUAUGGACUAAGUCAGGCGCCAGGGCUAGUGCAGGAGGGUGUCGAUGGAGUCGUGCCUAAAGAAAAUUGUGCUCAAACAGUAAUUGACUUUUGCAAAGCUGAACUGGGCGUAAUUGUGAAACGCGAGGAAAUCGAUCGCGCUCAUAGAAUUGGUCGACCUAUAUAA
Molecule: messenger RNA, 468 nt
Organism: Paramuricea clavata
Lineage: Eukaryota; Metazoa; Cnidaria; Anthozoa; Malacalcyonacea; Plexauridae
Source: the annotation of a GenBank genome assembly